AUGACUGAUUUAUUUCCUAAAAUUUCUAUAGAUGUAAAUCAGCCGUUAAAGGCAUUAAAUAGAAAGGGUAACAGUAACGUAAGCUCAAUAAUAGAUUAUUCAAAAUUUUAGAUAAAAGAACCCAUCAUAGCUUAGUAAUAUAAUGUAGCUAUUGAAAAGAAUUUUAGUUAGAUUCAGACUUAAAUUAAUACGGAGUAAUCAAAAUUAUUGUAUAGUGAUAACAAGUCAUCACGAAGGUUGCUUAACAAUAAACUCAAUAACUCUAUUGAGCUCUAUUAAAUAUAAAAGUAGCCUAAAUUAAGCAAAGAAAGAUAAAACAAAACUCCAAAGUAUAAUGAAUAAUCUCCAAACACAUAAAAUUCUAAUAUAGGUGAUAAAGAUAAUUUAAUAAAAAUUUCGAAAUAUUUUACUUAGCUUAAGGAGCAAGAGUUAUUAGGAGAAAAUAUAACCAAAAAAAAAUCAUAUUUGUGUUAAAAGCUUAUGGACUUAAUUGAAAAAGAAUGCACUUAAUUUUAAGAUGUUAUCGGAUGUCUCAACAAAGUUAUUAAAAGAUACCUUAUUUGCUCUGAUAAUGCUUUGAUAGAUAAACUAAGAAACUUUGAAUCUUACUUCAAACAAUAAAUUUGCUUCGAUAAAGAUUUUUUUACAUAUCCUUAGCUACUUAACAGAGUUAUUGACCUUUCUUUUGUUCUAAGCGAAAAGAUAGAUUAGCUGACAUACCAAAACAAUGAAUAAUUGGAAGAAUUUAGAAUGAAGCAAGAAAAAAAAGAGACAGAAUAUAUGAACCUAGAACAAAAAUACGAAAAGCUUAAAGAGAACUUUUUCAAUCAGUUGAAUUCUCAAAUCAACUAGUACAAAUAAAAAAUGGAUGACCUAGAAAAGUAGAAUGAAAUUCUAAAGUCAGAGAAGGAAAAACAUACUGAUUAACUCACAAGGAUACAUGAAAAUUAUGAUAAAGUAUUUUAUGAGAAGUAUUCUAAUUACGAUUAAACAUUAAAUGAGUAUAAAGCAAUUGAAAAGAGGUUCGAGCUGUAAAACAAAGAUUUCAACGAAUUAAAAACUUAAUAUACUAAUAUAUAUGACACUUAUAGAAAAACUCUUAAUGAUUUAAAGAUGUUCAAAGAAAGAAAUGCUCUAAAUGAAAAUAAAAUUUAAUUAUUAUAGACAGAAAUUCAAAGCAUAUAAGCUGACAAUUAAAUUUACAGAUAGACUUAUACACCUAGACCUAAUUUGAUAGAGGUUCUUGAAGUUAGUAAGAUAGAAUACGAAAAAGAAAAAAAGCAUUCAACAUCUCAAUUAGUUUUAAUUUUAAAAAAUGCUUUGAGCUAAAAGCAAAAUUCCCUUUAGAAUUAUGGUAACACCAAUAAGACAUCUUUAGAAAAUAUCCAAUAGAGUAGUAUUCCAAUAAGUCCUCUAAAACAACCCAACAUUUAUUAGGAUAAAAAAAGAAUGAAUGCAAUCAGUCUAAAUUCAACAGUUGCUAAUAAUAAUAACUUUACUGAAAUUGAGAAUUAAAAUUUAGUGCAACAGCCUCCAAUGAAAAAUUAAUCUAAAAAAUUAUCACCUACUGCCUAAAAAUCAAAGUAAGAUAUAUAGUUUUCAAAAGCUAAUAAAGAUGUGUAUAAGACAGAUAGCUCUAAUAUAAGUGCCACUGAUAUAAAAAAACAAAGGAAAAAGAUUGCAAUAGAUUUAAGUGAAAAUUUAAAUGAUUAGUCUAAAAUUUAGAUAGUAGAUAAUAAAAAAGUCACACUUCAUGAAAAUUUAUAAAAGGAGAGUAAAUCUCUUUAAAUUGGAGACCAUAUAAAAAGAAGAGUUAAAUCCACUCAUUAAAAAGAUUUUUAGAAUAGAAGUACUAUUAACAUAUCGAAUAUGCAUGCUGGAGAUCUAAGCCUUUAAAAAUAAUAAAGAAUAGAUGAAAAUACAUUAGAUAGCUCUUUAGUAGACUACUCUAAACGCAAAACUAACUAGAAUGAGCUUGAAUUUGAUUCUAAAUAUAAUGUUAGGAUAUCAUAAUCAUAAGUAUAUGUUGACGAACAAGUUACAAAAUAAUUUCAAGAAAACUUCACACCAAGAGAUUAAAGUUUAUUAUUAGGAAACGAGUAAUCUAAUUAGUAAAAUCAAAUGAAACCUAAAGAUAAAUUUCUUUACUACAUACAAAAAAGAAAGAAAAUUAUUUGA
Molecule: messenger RNA, 2178 nt
Organism: Tetrahymena thermophila SB210
Lineage: Eukaryota; Ciliophora; Oligohymenophorea; Hymenostomatida; Tetrahymenidae
Exons: 8
Source: RefSeq, a predicted model, not a curated record